Messenger RNA from Vitrella brassicaformis, 1075 nucleotides. The record is from the annotation of a GenBank genome assembly. Lineage: Eukaryota; Vitrellaceae.
AAACCGACCAGCAGAGGCACUCAUCAGUACGUGCAGUCUCUCACACGGACAUCAUGCUAUGUGUCCACAGAUUGGGCAGUGGAUGCACGAGUGAUCUUGACGUCAAACAAAGGCCUGAAGCCAACAACACGCACUUAACACAUGUCGGGGACGUUCAGCCACCUCAGUCGUCUGCUCACUUGUCUGUGGCCGAUGUCUUGACGUUGCCCAUCUUCUGCACACACAAAGAAAGGGCCGUCCUCCGCGCCCUGGACUUACGCUAUGGCUUACUUACCUGGACGACGCUCAUGCCCUUGCACACGCGCCCAAAGAUGGAGUGCUUGCCUACCAGGCAGCAACCCAACGCACACACGAAUGCAGGAAUGCCGCUGCAGUCAGCCUCGGUGCGCGUGUGUAUACCGUCAAGGAAGGGGCAUGGCGCCAGGGUGAUGAAGAACUGACUCUUGUUGGUGUUCGGACCUGAAUUGGCCAUCGACACAAUGCCCUGCACACACAUACACCGAUGACCGACAGCUCCUCACGGUGCUGGCAUGCUCACCGCCCCUGUGUGCCUCAGCUGUGGGUGGAUUUCGUCUUCGAAAGCGCCGCCAUAGAUUGACUCCCCUCCCCUCCCCGUCCCAGUGGGAUCACCACCCUGGAUCAUGAAAUCCUGACCAGCGCAACACGCAGCCAGAUACACCAGACCCCUUCACAUACAGCUGUGUGGCUGCCUCACCCUGAUGAUUCGAUGGAAGAUGGUGUUGUCAUAGUAGCCCCUCGACGCCAGGCCAGCAAAGUUGGCGCACGUCCGUGGCGCAUGCUUCCAGUACAGCUCUAUCUCGAUGUCACCCUGAACAGAGAGGUAAUCAAGCACCAGCGAGAAUCAAACAGUUGCCGAGUGCUUUGUUGAUACACUUGCUGGUGCGUUUCCUUCCUUACGUCAUCAUGGCACCUACCAUGCUUGUGACGAGCAGCACAUUCCCGCUGCCUUCCUCUUGUUCCAUCGAAUCAAUGAUCUUCCGCCAAACACACAGAUCAAUGCAAUACGGACAAGGACCUCUGCAGGCACACCUUUGUCACGUGGUUUCCUUUUUUU